This is a messenger RNA of Porites lobata, 12164 nucleotides long. The record is from the annotation of a GenBank genome assembly. NCBI's taxonomy places the organism in Eukaryota, Metazoa, Cnidaria, Anthozoa, Scleractinia, Poritidae.
AUGGGAAUAUCCAGAGUGUGCAGUUCUACAGAGCCAAAUUCAGAAUCUCGAACUCCAGUUCUCCGACGUUUUUCUUGUGGAGUAGGAAGCGUAUUGAAUGAAAUCCAAAGCCAGCUUAUUUCAUUCCGUCUAGUUUUCUUCAUGAAUGUCGUGGGACUCUCCGCAACUGAAGCUGGCGUGCUGGCACUUUACGGGAAGAUUUCCCAGGCCGCAGCAACACCUCUUUGCACGUUUUUGGAAGAACGAAUUAAGAUCCAAUUUUUGUCCCGAAAACUCGGAAGAAGGAAGUCUUGGCAUUUCAUUGGAACAAUGCUGUUAACAAUCGUCCUACCACUCUACUUUGGACCUUGUUUUCCUUGUAAGAGUGAUGGUGGACAUUGGCAACUGAUGGUGUACAUUCUGACAUUGAGCACAGUUCUGUCAACUAGUGUUAGCUUAAUAGAACUUGGACAUCUGACGCUCAUUCCCAUUAUUGCAGAGAAUCAAGCAGAGGCCAUUGAACUGAAUGCAUUGAGGUUUGUUUUCCCUUAACCUGCUGUUCAAAUUCACUUUCAAUUUAUAAAAUUUAAUGUACGUUUCUACAUAUGAAUAAAAGCUCUUGCAGAGGUAAACUCAGAGAUUAUAUUCGUUAUAAGAGAGAUGCAACAACUAAAGGCAAUUAACCUUGCCGCCUGUUAGUAAACUAAAAUUGCAAUCGACCUGCUCUCUGUCGAAUGGUGUUCCCCAUGCAGUGAUCACUUACUAAAGUCAGUUGGACAAAAUUAUCAAGGAAUCAAUGCGAAUAAAACCUCCACUAACCGCUUAUUAAUAAGCCCUAGUGAUUAUUACAAAAUUUCUCUUUAUAGCAUUGAUGAUGUACAAUAGCGUGUUUUCAUUCACGAGGCCAGCAGCAAUGUAAAUUUGUUGGAACAAAACAAAGUUUUUACAUAAGAAAAAGGUUCAUUUAAAAAAAAACACCUCUCAUUGCUUUGGAGUAGCAAUAUGGCGGACGUGACGUCAUGUAAAACGCUCUAUCAGGGACGGGUGAUGACCAAAUAAGGACAUUAUUGCCCAGGAACAUUUCUUACGAUAUUUUAACAAAUUCUCUCCGCAGACGUUUCCUAAAGAAACGUAUGGAACAAGAAAGAAUAUUUUCUUUGUAUUUGAAUAUAUUGGGUUAUAAAGAUUAUAUAGAGGUUAGCUGGACCUCAACAAGUUUAUCUUUUUUUACUGUGGCGUACCUAAUACAUGAUGAUAUAGUUCUAGCCGGAUUUUUGAAAACGUUACUACCAAUUGGAAAUUAAAUGGACCUUUCUCCAAAGUAGCCAUUUUUAAAACUAAGAGUGUAUAACCAUUGCUUUUUAUCUUCCCCACCUUUCCUCUUUCUCGCACACAGUUUCUUUUUCUCCUUUCCUUUUGGUGUGAUUUUGCAGCUUAUCGGGUCCAAUUCCAAAAAGCCUACCUUUUGACGCCUUUUAGCUCAUGACUGCAACUUUUGCUAGGUUGGUUUUCAAAAAAUCAUCUAGAGUUAUAUAAAUGUAAUUCUCCCAAUCACCUCCUCCUCCCUUCCUCUUAACUUCCGACUCAUAUGUAAUUAAAGCAUUUACUAUGAUUUAUCACGUUUUGAUACAAUAUACCUUAUGCCAUAUCAUGUGGUUGAUUUACAGGACAAUGUUUCAGUUCUUGGGUGGGGUCGUUACUUACCUUGUCGCUUGGGCAAUUUUGGGGCAGGACAGUGCCAGCCAAAUUACAGCGGAGAGCUCCAUGGGCUUUAUGGUAAAAGUUGUUGAAUUAACAUCAAAAGCACCUCAAAGCUAAGCCAAACAUGAAUUGUAUUUCUUUCCUUUCGAAGGUUUUGACACUUAUCAUGGUGGGAGUAGGUUUUAUUCUCUCUAUGAUAUUUCAUGCUGGAACCAAAGAGCCUCCGGAAGUAGUUGUCAACGGGCAGUCAACCAAAAGUGAAGCUAUGGUAAUGGUGAACUUCUAUUUUAGCGACCAAUCAAAAUCCAUCAUUCUUUAAAAUAUCUUAAAAAUACGGUUAUUCAAUUUAUACUUGUUGGAGAGCCUGUUAUCCAUUUCACGCAACUGUGCUGAUAUCUAUUUAAAUCUAAAAUCUAAAAUGUCAUUUAUUAUUUUUUUUUUUUCAGAGGAAGUCUUCUUUUGUUUCGCCAUCAUACCCUAGUUUACAGUCGAUGACAUACAUGAAAACAGGUGUGCAUGCGCAUUUAAUUUAAUCCAUACGUGCGAGAUUAGUGGUAUGUACAUACGAGUUAUUCGUUUAUACCUUCUUGCCAAAAAUUGCAUGAAAACUGUUCUGUGUUGUUUUCGGGUUUCCAGCAAUACCACGAACUAAUUAAUAAAACGCCUUAUAAAUAUCCAAUCUACUUGUGUCAGCCGAAGUGACAUAUUAAUUUCUUAGCCCUGAGCUAUAAAUUUACAACUUUUAAGUCCUUCUGCACAGGUCACCAUUAUAAGUUUUCUAAUUAACCUGUAAAUGUUUCUUAUAAUAAAUAAAUAAAUAAAUAAACAGAACGGAAUCAUGAAAUUAAUUGCGAGCUGGAGUGACCAAAUUGCUCAAGUACAUUCUGUUUUACUCAUUAGAAGAGCCAUUUUAUUGGUAAAUAGUGUUUUAAAAAUAAACCUAAAAACUAUCAUUAUGCCAAUUUUUUCAUCACACUUUUUAAGAGGCUGUCUCAGUAAAAACCGCCCACUCAAUUUCGCGUGAAAAUUAUUUUGCCUGAAACUCUGGCGAGUGAAAGGCUUUAUCGAGACUACAACUAAAAUAGGUUUGCUUUGAUUCACAAUAAUUUUCUGGCUGCGCUAGGGGGCGCCGAGUAUUUUGUCCCGCCACGGCCAUUUUGCACGUCUUGAAAACUGAAAAUUUGGCAUUUUUUGCGGCGCUGUAAAAAGUUUGAUUUGCACCAUCUACCAAUGAAUUUUAUACCUAUUUAUAGGUAAAGAUCUCUAGUUUUUCCUGAAAGUAAUUGUUAUCCGCUAAAUUUAGCUGGAAAGACGAAAUCAAGCAAAAUAUGACCCCGAUUAAUUGCCUUGAAAAGAAAGGCCAAAAAUUACACUGUUCUAAAAGCUUAUUUCUGACUUUUGGGACAUAGUUGAAAGCUGUAGACUAAAUAGACGUAAAGAUAGACCAUCUGUUAUUAAUAAUAUAAAUGUACGAUUUCAGUAUUUUAAAAGUUAUGACCGUUUGUAUCAACGCGUAUGCGAGCUAAUACGAUAUUUUCAGAUUUAGAGUAACGGAUCUACCUCAACCAGAUUUUGUCAAAAGUACGGCUUACCUAAUUCAUUACUAGCACUGACUCACAAAUUGAGCCAUAUUCCAAUCCCUGAGAUGCCAGACUCCAUAAAAUUCCAGUAAAUGUGCUUUAGAAACUGCUGGUAUGCAGCCAUUUUUGAAUCCCAUGCUAACAAUCCGAAGCUCAAAACAGGUGUCACGUUUCGAGCUAAAUAGCUCGGUAAAACAACCGUUCAGAGGUGAAAGUUUGCUCGAGAAUCAGAAAAUCAACUAGGCAGGUCUCAUUUUGGAUCAGAAAAUUGAGAUUUCAGAGCUACAACCUCGAAUAAACCUUCUAUUCAACCGGCUCUGCAAGGUCAAAUGCAGGUUGACAUGUAAACGAAAAACGUUGAAACAGGGAAAUAGGGAAAACCGGAAAUGCGGAAAUCCGGAUCAUCCGGAAAUCGGCAAAUCUGAAAUCAAUCAGAAGCCGAAGGUAAUUCCAACAAUUAGCAGACAGCUGCAUUCGUUUAGAGCUUCUUUUCGACGUUGAGACACGUAAAAGAUAAAACCCUCCAAACCGGCGUAGCUGUUUGAUUUCACUGAACUGAAACGCAGUUCCACGAUCGAUUGCGUUUGUCAAAUAGGCUCCAUUAGAAAAAGUAAAUAUCAUUAGCCGGUUACAAACAUUCUAUGUGCGCUAACAUAUCACACUUGUGACUAAUACUUUACAGAAGUUGGCUAUAUAUCGAAACUGAAUGUUUCGAGAUCUAGGAAACCGAGCCAGCUCGGCUUAUUACUAUGGAGGGUCCUUGAAAAUCGCUUGUUAAGAGCGGUUAAAUAGUCCCGGCCGGUGAGUAAGUUUAUAAGAAACCGAUCAGGGAGGGGAAGGCUUGAGUGAAUAGGAGAAAGCCUUCUUCAAAUUUUACUGAUCCUCUUCCUGAAUCUUCUCCCGUCCCUUUGACUAUUUUUACAACAGGAACUAGAGUUUCUUCCUCCGUCUCCUCCCAAACUUUUUCCUAAUCCAUUACUGGCACUGACUAAAAAAUUGACCAAUAUUUCAUUCAAAAUUCUAGUAAAUGCGCUUUUGAAACUGCUGGUAUGCGGCCAUAUUUGAAUCCCCCCAUGUAUAAGCUCCCCCAAACUCGUAACACAAAAAACACUCUGUGAAAUCGCCCGUCCAAAUAUAAGAACCCGGGGUCUUGUGCUUGGAAAAUUGCCCUCAAAUACAAAGUAAAACAAAGCAAAACGGUUAAUUUCCUUCCAACUAUAAGCUAGCCCAAUCGAUUUUUAAACGCAAACUUCCCUCCGUAAAUAAGCUCAUACGAAUAUAAGCCGGUCCAAAAAUAAGCCCCUCAGAAAGGGCCUUUGAAAAAAUAUAAGUCCCGGGGCUUAUUUUCGGAAUUUUACAGUUUGUCACGUUUAGAGAUAAAUAGCUGGGUAAGAAAGAAAAUAAAACAAAUGUCCGGAGGUGAGACUUGUCCGAGAAUCAAAACAUCAGCUAAGCAGAUCUCGUUUUGGUUCAGAAAACCCAAAUUUAUCGACAAAUGUAGGAUUAUUAAAUUUUUUCGACCAUUUAACGGUGUUUUGUAGCUAAUCUUAAAAAAAGUGUCUUAGCGCCUUUCUUGGCCAUAUUGAAUCGGAUUUUUGGUCUUCAAAAAGGGUUGCUCUUAGGACUUGCCACUAGUGUUCCAUUCGGUGUGAAUAUUGGUCUUAAGGUCUAAACACGCAUACAGAAUUAAAUCCUUUCUUAAAGCUACUCUAGAUUAAAUAGGACUUUCUUGCAACCAUACCCUAUAACCCAAAUAACUUUCCUCUGCUCUCCUCGCGUUAUCCGCUAUCCAAGUUAUCCGUGAAUCAAAAAAUGACUCAAUUAAGAUUGAGGCCUUGGUUCAAUAAUUUUUGGAGAAUUUCUGGAUGAUUCUUCGAAUGUUUUUAAUGUAUAAAAAUUAAGGAGGAUGUUAAAAAUGUUGGAAAAGUUGGAAAAUAUUGGAUUAGGGGGUUGUUAGAAAUUAAAAUAUGAAAUGAAUAAUCAGAAGAUACCAGAGACUCCAACAAGGCUUUAUGUGCAUACCUUUUCUACUCUUAUUUAUUUCUUUCCCAAAUCACCAUCAUUUUCCCCGAAAAAAACAACCAGAAUGCCCCCUUAACAAGCGACUUUCAAGGACCCUCUAUACUAACUAGAAAUAGUUAACACUACAGCUGCCCCCGCUCUGUAGAUUGUGGGUCAAUAGCAUUCUUGCUUGUUGUGUAGCUCUUUGAAAUAUACCGAUUCAUAAGGAAGAUUUUCACACAUAUUCCAUACAAUAGGUGAGAUAAAUACAGGAAACGCAAGGUUCCAUGCACAGUUUCAGGUCGAUUUACACAGCUUUGAUCAAAACAUUCUCAGUUUCGACAAUAGUUUAUUCUAAACCAUAUAAGAAAAGAUUUAAUUAGAAGUUGAAUUUUUCGCUAUUUCUCUUUCACUUUUUACAUUCAGUUCAUUUUAUUUGCCGGAAAGGAAGCCUUAGAAAUUAAAAAGACGUUUGAUCAAUUCACACUCGCGCAUUCUAGUCUUAUUUUAAACUUUAUAGCGGAAGGGUAUAUGCGAGCAGGGAAUAAGUCAGCACAGAAUUUGAUUGUCGGCGAAUUUCUGUAAUCGUUCAUCGUUCUGCUAGUGAGAAGCUAGCCGUUGUUCACUCGUCUUGCUUGUUUGGGGCUGAGUCUUAUUCCGGUCAAAGAGAGAGAAAGAGUGUCUGGCAAGGUUUCCAAUGAAAGAUUUGUGAAUUUGUGUCUGGUAAACUCGCCAAGUGUUUAUAUAUACACAGUUAUACGUACUUUACAACUUCUUCUGCACUUAACGAGUGGCGUUAAAAUUUUGGUUCAUAACUUUCACUAAAACAACUGCUCCACAGAAUUUCACUGAUAACACGUAACGCAAAAGAGUGUCGAAGUAUGACUGAACAAUGAAUGUCACAAAAUCUACCUAAGCGGUCCCUUGGGGAUCUUCGGUCCUUACGUCAUCCUGACCAUUUCGUACUUGCGGGCGCAAACAAUAGAAACGUCAUCAUUACCUACCGAUUUCUCGCGGCCCCUGUUCAAGCAAAUCGAGAUUUUUUCUAUAUUGACUGUAUGACUGUAUAUUUCAACUGUAAGUACUUUCCUUAAUAUACGCGCGAGUUACUAGAGUGCCUCCUCGGGAUUUCGCCUUCUGGGCGAAAUCCCUGCGGGGGCAAUAAGCCCAGACAACCGAGCUGGCUCGGUUUCUUAGAUCUCGAAACAUUCAGUUUCGAUAUAUAGCCAACUUCUGUAAAGUAUUAGUCACAAGUGUGAUAUGUUAGCGCACAUAGAAUGUUUGUAACCGGCUAAUGAUAUUUACUUUUUCUAAUGGAGCCUAUUUGCCAAACGCAAUCGAUCGUGGAACUGCGUUUCAGUUCAGUGGAAAUCAAACAGCUACGCCGGUUUGGAGGGUUUUAUCUUUUACGUGUCUCAACGUCGAAAAGAAGCCCUAAACGAAUGCAGCUGUCUGCUAAUUGUUGGAAUUACCUUCGGCUUCUGAUUGAUUUCAGAUUUGCCGAUUUCCGGAUGAUCCGGAUUUCCGCAUUUCCGGUUUUCCCUAUUUCCCUGUUUCAACGUUUUCCGUUUACAUAUCAACCUGCAUUUGACCUCGCAGAGCCGGUUGAAUAGAAGGUUUAUUCGAGGUUGUAGCUCUGAAAUCUUAAUUUUCUGAUCCAAAAUGAGACCUGCCUAGUUGAUUUUCUGAUUCUCGAGCAAACUUUCACUUCUGAACGGUUGUUUUACCGAGCUAUUUAGCUCGAAACGUGACACCUGUUUUGAGCUUCGGAUUGUUAGCAUGGGAUUCAAAAAUGGCUGCAUACCAGCAGUUUCUAAAGCACAUUUACUGGAAUUUUAUGGAGUCCGGCAUCUCAGGGAUUGGAAUAUGACUCAAUUUGUGAGUCAGUGCCAGUAAUGAAUUAUGUAAGCCGUACUUUUGACAAAAUCUGGUUGAGGUAGAUCCGUUAUUCUAAAUCUGAAAAUAUCGUAUUAGCUCGCAUACGCGUUGAUACAAACGGUCAUAACUUUUAAAAUACUGAAAUCGUACAUUUAUGUUAUUAAUAAAAGAUGGUCUAUCUUUGCGUCUAUUUAGUCUACAGCUUUCAACUAUGUCCCAAAAGUCAGAAAUAAACGUUUAGAACAGUGUAAUUUUUGGCCUUUCUUUUCAAGGCAAUUAGUCGGGGUCAUAUUUUGCUUGAUUUCGUCUUUCCAGCUAAAUUUAGCGGAUAACAAUUACUUUCAGGAAAAACUAGAGAUGUUUACCUAUAAAUGGGUAUAAAAUUCAUUGGUAGAUGGUGCAAAUCAAACUUUUUACAGCGCCGCAAAAAAUGCCAAAUUUUCAGUUUUCAAGACGUGCAAAAUGGCCGUGGCGGGACAAAAUACUCGGCGCCCCCCAGCGCGGCCAGAAAAUUAUUGUGAAUCAAAGCAAACCUAUUUUAGUUGUAGUCUCGAUAAAGCCUUUCACUCGCCAGAGUUUCAGGCAAAAUAAUUUUUCACGCGAAAUUGAGUGGGCGGUUUUUACUGAGACAGCCUCUUAAAAUCCAUUCCAGUUUUUUUUUUCUUUGAAUUGGCACUUAGACAUGAAGUCACUAACUUAUCUUGUACAGAAGUGCGAAGCGAUCACACCGACCACACCGAUGUAACUAAUGAGUCCUUUGGUAAUGACGACAAAGGCCUUGGUUUUAGUGAAACUGAAGUGAAUCCAUGUCAUCAUGAGACCAGCAAGACAAGCAUCGGAGACGAUGGUCCCUUACCUCAAGCUAUAAGGAAUAACGAAAAGACUUUAGUUAUCUCAGAUGAUCCUGAAUCAGCUCCUCCAGUUGCCCCUGCGCCCAAAACAGUGAGAGCCUGGCUCAGGGAUCCACGUCUUUACAUGGUAAUAAUAGUCUCUCUCUAAGAAUUGCUUUAAGUGUUUGGUUGUUUGUUUGUUUGUUUGUUUGCUUCUUUGUUUUUUGUUGUUGUCGUUUUUUUAGUUUGUUUUUUGAAAGUUUUGAACCCCUUGUUAUUUUGGCCAUAUUUUCAAUCUACUUUUCUCGCAUGGUAUAAAUGUCAAACAUACAUGCUUAUUCUUUAUUCCAUUUCUUUCAGUUUAGAAAAUACCAAUCUUUAGAGAAAUAGAUGGGAAUACCUAAAUUGAUAUUGUCCUUGUUUUUACGUAGGUGGCAGUAAUCUUCUCCUGUGCAAAGGUUUUGCAGGACGUUUGUUUUGCCUAUCUACCACUCUUUCUUAUUUACAGUGUGAAGUUUGAAAAGGUAUUUUAAUUAGUAAUACAGAUCCAAGUUUGAUAAUAUAUUCUUCUGAUCGAAGACUUUUUGCGUUCUAUUACUUUUAGUGACGAAGGAUUGUCUUUAAAAUGAUUUACAACUUGGGAGUGCCACUGGUGUAUUCUGGAAAUGUCGGAAUUUUGCAGUAUAUUACUUAGGCUAUUGUAUGGCAGAUUGUUGAAAAGUUCAUUGUCAUUUUCGACGACUAGCUUUGUCAUAGUAGAUAGGGAUUUCUAACGGCUCAAGAUUAUAAUCAUAAUCAUGAUCAUCACCUCCACCACCACUAACACCACUACCACCACUACCACCACCACCACCACCACCAUCACCAUUAUCAUAAGUAUUUCAGUAUUAGCAUUCGCAUUCGCAUAAGCAUGAGCAUAGCAUCAUUAUCAUAACUAUAAUCAUUAUCAUUCAACCCCCCUCUGUUGGUGCAAAUUGUCGCUCGCUAAUACGUACGUCUAAACUAGCCUAAUCCGAUUUGUGUCAAACUGCCUUAACUGAUAGUAGUUGCAUAUAGCUUGCAUUGUGAAUGAGCCACACCCGAAAGUAAAGAAACUUCUUAUUAAUAAAUUUGUCUUGACCUUUUUUGAUGUAUUGCUUUGUUUUUAGGAAGCCAUUGCUUAUCUGCCACUCAUCAUGUUGAUCACUGGAGCAGUCUCAUCAGGAAUUUCGAAAAAAUUCAUUGGAAAAGUUGGAGGCAAGGUAAGUCGAAUGAAAACCACCGCUGGUAAAAAAAAUAAAUAAAUAAAGGGGGAAAGACUUACAAGCCUUAAUCCGUUAGACUGAUCAGCGCAGUCCUUUAAGAUACUAAAGAAUGGAAAGGGAUGGGAUGGAUGAAAAUAAUAAAUUGAUAUAGGUGGCAAUUGUGUUAACCAUGAAUGCAUUACAUUUUUUACUUUAAUUUUUUUUUUUAUCAUUUAGUGGUCAUUCUCCCUAUCUGCUGUAUUGGUAAUAGGAGUUGGAGUGUGGUUUUAUUUUAUCACCGAUUCCAGUAAAGUGAUGACAUAUCCAGCUGUUGUUUUGCUUGGAUUUGGGUUUUCCAUUAUGAUCGUAAAUUCACUGAGCUUUGCAGCAGAAUUUAUUGGAGACAACAAAGUGAGUUAAGUUACAAGUGAAUUUGGAAUGAUGUAGUAAAAGGGCUAAAUGGAACAAAGGUUAUUCCCAAAUUAUAAACGUUCGCAUGUGGUAGAAUCUUAGACUGUCAAGAAAGAAACCUUCGCUUUGCGAAGCCAAGAAUUGAACCAGACUCGAUCUUCUUAGAUUUGGUGCUCACUGUUUCAUCUGUUUUGAUGGUAGUUCUUCCUUUUUCUUGCUUCUUACUUCCGCUUCUAAUAGUUGACAACUAUUUUCUACGAGAGUAUAAACAAUAGAUAUGACUUGCCUGUCUCAAGCAUGUUAAGGCAUGGCCUGAGGCUAAUUUGCACAAAAUCUUAUAAUGAUCAUAACUUUGGGAAAAUUUAUCAGAACCUUCCAAAAUUUGGCAGCCUUGUUGCAGCCUCGGAAAAAUCGGUAACCUUGAUUUCCCUGUGACGUGAGAAAUCAGAUAUCUGUGUCACGUGACUACUUAUGGUCGACUCCAGGAAAGAAAAGAAACUGAAAAUGGGGUGGCGAGAUACCACACAGUAUAUAUUAAAUACAGUAUUUUUUGUUAUUGUAUUAUCAUUUCUCGCUUGAAUCUGGCCGGAAUGGUUGACUCACGUUUUUAUUUAAUUAGUAAUCAAGCAAAAUAGGUCACGUGACACUUUUCACCUGUUAAUAUAUUUUUCAGAAAUUAAAAAUUCUCUCCGUUUCGGCCUUAGAAAAAAUUCGUACGCUAAAAGAAACAUUUACACAUGGUUCAAACUUAGUUGUGAUCAACCAUUCCUUACCUCAUUUUGAAUUUCUUUUUGAAUAUCAUUAUGACGUCACGUUUGACGCGACUACAUCACUUCAACCCUAAUUAAUUCAACGCCUCGAAAGAAAGUUUCUCGAAAGUUUUUUGCAACUCUUAGAAUUAAAAGCAUGGCCGUAGAAGAAAAACAGCUUAUCUUCGCGGAGGGCCGAGACCAUAAAUUGAGCCAUACCUUAAUAACAUGCUUGAGGUCUCUCAGUCGUGCGUCAAGGGUAACAUUUCGAUCGACAACCAGUUUUACUUUAAUAACUGUCUAGUACACACUUAUAAAUAAAGAAAUGCAGACGCUAGAAUGUUCAAAAUCUUGUCACGAAAUAAUUCAACGAUUUGUUAAUUUAUUUAAUUCGGGAUUAUUGCUUCUUUAAUCUUUUCUUUUGUUUUCUUUUUGUGAUACAUUGUGCUUUUAAAAUCACUUUGUACUUUCUUCACAUCAGAGCACAAGUGGCGUUGUUUUUGCUGUUAUGGGUUUGAUGUCGCGGGCCUGGGCAGGGGCAAUGUUUCUUGCUAUCCAAAAAUUCUUUCCCCAAGGAAGGUAAGGAAUACUGUUAGUUGCUUCUGUUAUCAUCGUGUUCCUUAUGAUAUUAUUUUAAAAAUUCCCAGUGACUGGAAUCAACUGCAAGAAAUACUUUGAUUUUCAUUUAUAAAGGCGGUGUGUAGUUGAAUUUUUCCACAUUUAACAGUAGUGCCAGAAGGUAUUAUAUUUCCGUUGCAUUAAUCUAGUAUCUGUAGAUUUUGUCUAUGUUAUGCAAUUUAUAGGGAAACUUAUCACGUGAUUUACGAACGCUGUCACUUUCUUCGGUCCUGUUUACAAGGAGGGAGGAUAACCCUGUUGCUACGGUUACCCAAGAAAUAGGGUUACCCUUGCUAUCUAGCACUCGCACAUUUCCUGUUUUUUACACGACGUUUUUACAAGGAAGGUAAUGUUACCUUAACAAGAGGGUACCCUAUAGCUACCUGCCUUGCAAACGCCUUGCUAAGGACAACUCGCCUACCCGGAACAACUUUCCUCCGUCAUACCUGACCCGUAAUCUUGACAAUUUGAACGGAAUUAUCUAAUUGCUGAGCUAAAUUAUAAACAUAUGAACAGUAAAAGGUAUUUUCUGUGUACGAUGACAAUAUUUUCCCGUUUUUUCGUGAGUUUAACUUGUAUCCAUAGAGAAAUUCAAGUUUUAUUUCAUAUCUUGUCACGCAUGACGACGGAACAGGUCAGUAAACAUGGUAAAGUGGACCCGGAGGAUAGGGCCGAACCCUACCUUAAACCCUACCCGGGCUAACUUUGACCCGCUUGCUAGGGUAACCCUAGCACAAGGGUAACCCUCUCUCCUUGUGAAUAGGCCCUUAUUAUGACAAAUUUCUCGUGAGGGUGUCAUUGAAAAUUAAGUUAAUGAAGUCACUUAGAGAAAUAAGUUGCAAUGUGAAAAAGUUGUCCAAUAUCUUAAGACGAAGCAUGCUUGGUCGUAUUUUUUUAAAAUCAGUUUUGCUACAGUCUCAUAGUCAAAUUACUAUAAACCUAUCUCUUGUUGUUGUUGUUGUUUUUUUUUUAUAUUUUUAAAUUAUUUCCCCACGUAUACAAUGUCAAGGCUAUUUAAAACAGCUUUUAAUGUCGUCUUUAUUUACUUUUUGUAGCAAAUCUACAAACUGUGAAGAGUGUGGGGAUUAUGUACGUCACAUUUUUUCAUUUGUACCAGGAUCUAUAGCUGUUAUCGGUAUCUUAGCACUUCUGUUGUUCCAAGCACCGCAAACUCAAUGCAGGCGAAAUGGUGAG